AGCAUCAUCGCCAUGUCGAGCUGCCUCUUCCUCCUGAAGGCGCUUCUUGUUCUUGGGUCCCUGACGUCCUGGGUGACUGCGGGAGAGCAUGUGAAAGAAGGAGAGUGCCCUCCGGACAAGAACCCGUGCCCAGAUCUGUGCCAGGGGGAUGAGUCGUGUCCGGCGGGGCAGAAGUGCUGCCACACGGGCUGCGGUCGCGCCUGCCGAGGAGGCAUUCUGCAGGGGAGAAAAGGCGAUUGUCCCAGGGUUGCUCGGAAACAAUCCUGUUUCCAAAGGUGCAUCACCGACGAGACUUGUCCAGGGACAAAGAAAUGCUGCCGGUUUGGCUGCAACAAGAGCUGUGUCUUCCCGGUCUCUGCACAGAAGCUGGGGCGUGGCGGCGAGUGUCCUGCUGACCCCCUUCCCUGCGAGGAGCUGUGCGCUGGGGACGAGUCCUGUCCCCCGGGGCAUAAAUGCUGCAGCACCGGCUGCGGCCACACCUGCCAAGGAGACAUCAAGGGAGGGCGGGGCGGGGCUUGUCCGCGGGUCUUGGUGGGCCUGUGCAUCGUCGACUGCAUGCUGGACGAGAACUGUCAAGCCGGGCAGAAGUGCUGCAGGUCGGGCUGCGGCCGCUUCUGCGUCCCCCCAGUUCUGCCGCCCCAGCUGGCCGCGGACCCCAACGGGACCGCCAGGGCUGACUCCGAAUUAGAGACCCGGGUGCCCUAGCUGCCCCGAUGUGUCCUGACGGCCAGGGGCCUGUCCUGGAGGCCGGGAGAGGAUGGUGCCCAGGGCCCGUGGUGCUCGCAGGGGCUCUCACUGCCCUCCCCGCCCUCCCUGCUCUGCUUCCGUUCCUGCUGCUGCCCCACGCUCCGCAGAGACAGC
This is a messenger RNA of Phyllostomus hastatus (greater spear-nosed bat), 861 nucleotides long. It is a transcript of the gene WFDC3, whose product is annotated as WAP four-disulfide core domain 3. The record is from RefSeq and is a predicted model, not a curated record. Gene Ontology annotation, cellular component: extracellular region. The coding region runs from base 13 to 705 and encodes 230 amino acids. Gene Ontology annotation, molecular function: peptidase inhibitor activity. NCBI's taxonomy places the organism in Eukaryota, Metazoa, Chordata, Mammalia, Chiroptera, Phyllostomidae. The transcript has 6 exons. Gene Ontology annotation, biological process: antibacterial humoral response; innate immune response.